Messenger RNA from Scomber scombrus (Atlantic mackerel), 1200 nucleotides. It is a transcript of the gene mlc1, whose product is annotated as modulator of VRAC current 1. NCBI's taxonomy places the organism in Eukaryota, Metazoa, Chordata, Actinopteri, Scombriformes, Scombridae. The record is from RefSeq and is a predicted model, not a curated record. The transcript has 11 exons. Gene Ontology annotation, biological process: regulation of response to osmotic stress. Bases 1 to 1200 code for a protein of 399 amino acids. Gene Ontology annotation, cellular component: endoplasmic reticulum; plasma membrane; cytoplasmic vesicle.
AUGCAGCGUGAGGAGCUAUCAGCCAGAGAGGAGUUCACCUACAGCCACAUGUCCACUCUGGAGAGGGGUAGUGGGACGCUGGGACGGCGAAGCGACAGGGGAAGGCCAGACAGGGAUAGGCCAGAGCGGGACAACUACACAGUGGACGUGAGGGCCAGUGACCUGCAGCUGGCCCAGCCGGAGCAUCUAAAGCACCCCUGCUUCAGCUACAGGGCCUGGCUCUACAGUGUCCUCAUAGGGGGUAGUCUGCUCAUCACAUCUGGUUUCUCACUGUACUUGGGAAAUCUGUUUCCUGUUGCUAUGGACUACCUGCGCUGUGCUGCAGGCUCUGGCCUCCCUGCAGCGAUAGCUAGUUUUGCCAUUGCCAAGAACAGAUAUGUUGCAGUGUCAGAUUUCCAGGUGGUCUAUGUGUCAACAUUUGCAGUGACGACAACCUGCCUGGUUUGGUUUGGUUGCAAACUAGUCCUGAACCCCUCUGCUGUUAAUAUCAACUUUAACCUCAUUUUGAUGAUUUUGCUGGAGGUGUUGAUGGCCAGUACUGUUAUCCUGUCAGCUCGCUCUGCAGAGGACUGCUGCUGCCACAGGAAGUCGGUGACAUAUGACAGAGCUGUGGUCAUGACCCCUGCAGUGUUCCCCACUCGACUCCUCAAAGCAUAUUCUGUGAUCGAAGUGAUUGUUGGAAUCUCUGCUGUGUUUGGAGGCAUUAUUGCGCUCAACAUGGAUGCUUUGCUACCUGGCCCCUACUUGUCUGUCACAUUUUUCUGGAUCCUUGUAGCUUGUUUUCCGAGUGCUAUUGCCAGUCAUGUUGUAUCAGAAUACCCCAACAAAUGUCUGGUGGAGGUACUAAUUGCCAUCAGCAGCGUGACAUCUCCCCUGCUCUUUUCAGCCUCUGGCUUCCUUUCUUGCAGUGUGAUCAGCUUUGUUGAAAUUUUCCUGCAAGAUGUGCCAACAGCAAAACAGUCCUAUGACAUCCUGCUGCUGAUUCUGAUGGUGCUGCUGCUGGUGCAAGCAAUUCUUACUUCAGCCACUGUGGUGCACUGUGCCGCCUACAAGAGUCAGCUCCGCAUGGGUGCUGUAGAGUGCCACGACAGUAUGCACACCCCAACCCAAUACUGUGAUCAGCAGGUAUCCAAUGGAACACUGCAGGAUUUCGACAAAGACAGAGCCUGGAAGGCAGUUGUGGUCCAAAUGGCCCAAUGA